CAUCACAACCUUGACCGACGUGGACACUCUUCGGGACUAUGAUAACCUAUGCGAGGAAAUACGUAGUUUGUAUCAUUUUCCUGCGCAGUCAGUGUUCACAUUGAAAUGGAUUGACGAUGAAAACGAUCCAUGCAUGCUUACGAACGAAGCUGAAUUACGCGAGGCCCUCAGACUUUAUAAAUUGAGCAAAGAAGCAUUUCUAACUCUACAUGAACUCAGUGAACUCGGUAAUGCCACCUGCGCGUACUGUCAAGAUCGCAUUUGGGGGCUUGGCCAACAGGGCUACAAGUGCAAUGCCUGCAAGCUUCUCAUUCACAAGCGCUGCACCGCCGCCGUGGACCAUCGCUGCGGAGAGCGCGAAAUGCUCAUUUCGGACGGUAUUACAAAUAAUGCCUUCAACGCGUCGGUGAGUUUCCUGCUGAGUUUGUCUCACCAGAGGCCUUUCAUUUCCCCUUGUUCUACACUGAGCAUUUUACACAGCACCGAUUUAAAAAAAGAAGGCCUUCUUGAUAUUGUCAACUCGUAUUGGGUGAACGGGGUGUCAGGCCUUAGUGGAUGA
Dibothriocephalus latus is the source of this 559-nucleotide messenger RNA. The record is from the annotation of a GenBank genome assembly. NCBI's taxonomy places the organism in Eukaryota, Metazoa, Platyhelminthes, Cestoda, Diphyllobothriidea, Diphyllobothriidae.